Macroventuria anomochaeta is the source of this 947-nucleotide messenger RNA. RefSeq names its product haloacid dehalogenase. Lineage: Eukaryota; Fungi; Ascomycota; Dothideomycetes; Pleosporales; Didymellaceae. The record is from RefSeq and is a predicted model, not a curated record. Bases 1 to 861 code for a protein of 286 amino acids. The transcript is spliced from 2 exons.
AUGGCUCUUUCACCAACACCUCGUGCUUUGUUCUUCGAUGUCUUUGGUACCUGCGUCAACUGGCGCUCUACCGUGGUAGGCGAGUUGGAGGCCCAGGCUCAUGCUGCACUCAAUUCGGCUGCUGCGUCUUUGGCGUCCCGUGUCAGACUUACAGCAUCUGAUAUGACCACCCAACACUGGGGUGAAUUUGCUCGGCAAUGGAGGGACGGCUACAGGAAGUUCACACGCGCUCUCGCUACAGAUCCAUCCGUUCCCUGGAAGUCGGUUGAUGAGCACCAUCUCGAAUCCUUGAAGGAGUUGGUGGUCAAGUGGCAGAUCAAUGGUUUAUGGGAUGAUGAACAGCUUCGCGCUAUCAGUCUUAUCUGGCAUCGACUGGAACCUUGGGCGGACUCUGCUAUGGGUGUCUCCAUGCUAAACAGGCUCUUCUAUACGUGCACCCUGUCCAACGGCAACCUUAGCCUUCUUGGGGACCUUCGUACUCAUAGUACCAUCCCCUUCACGCAUCUCUUCUCGGCCGAGCUCUUCGGUACCUACAAGCCUUCGCCGCGUGUGUAUCUUGGGGCUGCCGAGAAGCUAGAGCUGCCGCCUGAUCAAUGUGCCAUGGUGGCCGCGCAUCUCAACGAUCUGAGGGCUGCGAAGGACAAUGGUUUGCAGACCAUAUAUGUUGAGCGCCCUGGUGAGGAGGAGUGGAGCAAUGAACAGGUUGAGAAGGCGCGUCAGGAGUGUUGGGUCGACUUGUGGAUCAGCUCUGGUAACGGAAGUAAGGGUUUCAUCACUGUGGCGGAGAAGUUGGGCAUUGAACUGAAUGCUGCCGAUCAAUCAAGGAGGCUCAGCACGUCGGCUCCCGUUGGUGGUGCAUGAGCCUUGUCGCGACGUUGCCUACCGCGUGUGUUGGGACGUGAUUAUAUACUCAAAGCAAGCAUAGCGUCAAUGAAUGAUAUCAGAUG